GCCGGGUCGAGAAGAAGAGUUGCUGUUGUUGAAGCUGAGCUGUGCUCCCUCUCCUCCUCCUCCACCAGGUUCCGGACUUGACCGAGCGAGAGAGUGUCUGUGAGAAACAGAUAGAGAGAGAAAGAGAUAUAGAGACAGAGAGAAUACAGGAAGAGGCAGAAGAGAGCGAGAGAUACACCCACACCCAGGGAAAAUGGCAUCGCAAUCACCACCCGUGGUCGAAAAGGAAAAGGGCGAUAUCGAAAAGUCGACGCAUCGCAGCCCCGACGACAGCAGCGAUGUCGCCGACUCGACCCUCGCCGCCCUCCAGCGCGUCAAGACUGCUGACGAGCACCACCCCAUGCACUGGGGCUCCUUCAAGAAGUGGUUCAUCGUCUUCUGGUACUGCAUGCUGCAGGUCUUUGUGACCCUCACCACCACCACCUACGUCAGCGCCGAGUUCCUCGUCCAGGAUCAAUAUGGCGGCUCUACGCAGAUUGUUGCCCUCGGCCAGUCCAUGUUCAUCAUAGGCACUGCUAUCGGACCAGCCUUCCUUGGACCCCUCUCUGAUAUCGGCGGUCGCAAAUGGGUCUAUGUCGUGGCUAUCUUCAUCUACGCCAUCCUCAACAUUGGCUGCGCAAAGGCCCUUAACCUGCCCAUGCUCAUCAUUUUCCAGUUCCUCUGCGGAACCGCCGGCAGUGUGGCUCUGUGCAAUGUCGCCGGCACCAUCGCUGACCUGUUCGGCGACUCUGACGGCGCAGGUCAGCCCAUGGCCCUCUUCGUUGCCUCUGCCAACACAGGGCCCAGCCUAGGCUCGCCCGUGGGCGAGUGGAUUACUGACAACGUCAACAUGGGCCUGCCCUGGAUCUUCUGGAUCAAUGUUAUCAUUGGUGCCGCCUUUGCUGUGGGCAUGUGCUUCCUCCCGGAGACACUGCCGCGCAUCGUUAUCGCCAAUGCUGUCAAGAAGCACCAGUCCGAGAACCCAGAAGAGAUUGCUAUCGCUGAAGAGCGCAUCGACGUCGCCAAGGAGAUGCGCUUCGUCACCACCAUGGCCCUGCGCAUUAUGGUCACCGAGCCCAUUGUCAUCUUCCUGGGUCUGUAUAACGGCUUUGCCUAUGGCCUGCUGUUCCUGUAUCUGGACGGCGUCUUUGACGUCUUUGUGUUUAACAAUGGCCUCUCAUACAUCGGCGCCGACCUUACCUACCUGAACUUUGUUGUCGGCGUGGCCAUCAUGUUCUGCAUCGUGCCCCUCCAGACCUGGCUCUACAAGCGCGACCGUCUCAAGCACGGCACCAACCGCCCCGAGGCCCGCUUCCUCACCUCGCUCGUCGGCGUCUGGGGCUUCCCCAUCUCUCUGUUGUGGUUCGCUUUCACCGACGACGGUAGCGUCAGCUACUGGUCGCCCGUCAUCGCCGGCGGCCUGCUCGCCAUCUGUGAUCCUUUCCUGUGGCUGGCCAUGCUGAACUACCUUACCGACUCGUACCCCAACGUGGCCGCCUCCGCCGUCGCCGCAUUCCUGAUCCCCAGUUUCCUCAUCGCCGCCGGCUGCGCCCACGCUGGUAUCGCUAUGUUCGAGAACAUGAGCACAAAGUGGGCCAUGGCCACACUGGGCUUCGUCUCCUUUGGCCUGGUCGCCCUGGUGUAUAUCCUCUAUUUCUUUGGACCUCAGAUCAGGGCUAGGUCUAAGUUGGCUCGCAAGUUUUAGAUGACUGUCUGCGUGUUCUAUGUAGACGUUGGUAGUAGAUAAUUGGUUUUGCCUUUUGGAUCCUUUUGAGGUGAUCUCUUUACUUUUUGGACUUUUGGAGAUUUUAUAUCCAGUGGACAUAGAGGGUGGGGGCGAAGUGAUAUUUAUGAAUGCGAUAGAGAAGGAGGAGGCGAGAGAGCAAAAAUUAAAAAUAAGGAAGAAACAAAACAAUAUAUAUAUAUAUGUGUAUCUAC
Cryphonectria parasitica EP155 is the source of this 1917-nucleotide messenger RNA. RefSeq names its product MFS general substrate transporter. Bases 194 to 1684 code for a protein of 496 amino acids. Gene Ontology annotation, molecular function: transmembrane transporter activity. The transcript has 3 exons. The record is from RefSeq and is a predicted model, not a curated record. Gene Ontology annotation, biological process: transmembrane transport. NCBI's taxonomy places the organism in Eukaryota, Fungi, Ascomycota, Sordariomycetes, Diaporthales, Cryphonectriaceae.